UUCACGCCAUCGUGUUUGUGUCACUCCGUGUUACUUUAUGGUUGUCCAGUCAAAAAGAAACACGUGCAUUGUAUUUCUAAUCUAAUCUCUCCUGGAUUAUUUUCAAGCUAUUCCUAGUCAGAUGCAUGAGCGGGGCUUUUUUUCAUGUUUAGAGGGUUUAAAACGCAGAAUUGUAAUACUUUAUUGAUACGGUUGUGAAGACUCCGUGCUAAAUACUGCUAAAAGAUUUUAAACUAGCAACAUCACAACAGCUCCUGCUACAGCAGGCAUGCUAGCACCUAUUAGCAACCUAGCCGUGUGAACGUUAGCUCGUGGGGGUUUUCAUGAGACUGCGUUGCUAAAACAAUGGACGAUUCUGGCAUCAAGAAGCAGAACUGGGACGUGAAGGAAACUGAGUUGUUUCUGGAAAUUCUCAAGGAGCUGGACAUGAAGAAGUGCUUAGACGGAAGGAAAGUGAGGAAUAACAAACUGUUCAAAGUGGCACACAGGAGAAUGACAGCGGCUGGUUAUCACAGAUCCGUGGACCAAUUAAAGUUUCGCUGGAAACUUCUCAAAAGCGCAUACUACAAGUGCAAGCGAGAGCCCGACUCCCCGGCCCCAACUAAAAUACAGGGCUGGUGGCGCUAUGAAAAGACGAUGGUCGCUAUUAUGGAGUCCAGACACCCUCUGGUGGGACCCGGGGUUAACUCUGACAGAAACGACGAGGUGACAGAAGAGUCAGAUGGCGAAGCAUCAGUACUACACUGGCCGCAGCCCUGCCCGGACAAUACCACCCAGAACCUGGAUUUAAUUAUCAAAAUGGACCCAGAGAUGGACUCUCAGCUUAAGAUUGGCUUUAUCGGUGCAGGGAACAUGGCGUUUGGCAUCGCCAAAGGCAUCUUAUCUGGAAAUGUCCUUCCUGCAAACGUCAAAGUUAGUGCACCAUCCUCAAGGAAUCUGGGACGCUUUCAGGAGCUGGGCAUUGCUGUAACUCACUCCAACAUAGAGGUGGUUUGUGGGUCCGAUGUGGUCUUUGUCGCAGUCAAACCUCACCUGGUUCCGCUAGUUCUCAAGGAGAUCACACAACACGUCACUGACAGACACAUGAUUGUAUCUGUUGCAGCAGGAGUAACACUAGCAACGUUAGAGGAGCUCCUUCCUGAGAACUCUGUUGCCAUCCGGCUGAUGCCAAAUCUACCAUGUUUAGUUCAGGAAGGUGCUCUCCUGUUUGCUCGAGGAUCACACGCAAAACAGGAGGACGGCGCACUACUUCGCUCCUUGUUGCAUCGCUGUGGUUUGGUGGAGGAGGGACCUGAAGCCUGGAUUGACAUCCAUACUGGGCUGAGUGGCAGCGGAGUAGCCUUUUGUGAUUCUUCUCCGCAGGUGUAUCUUUUUGCUGAAGCUCUGGCAGAGGGAGCUGUUAAAAUGGGCAUGCCAAGCGCUCUAGCCCACAGCAUUGCCUCUCAGACUGUUCUGGGUGCUGGGAGGUUGUUACGUGAUUCCGGGAAGCAUCCAGCUCAACUUCGCUCGGAAGUCUGCACGCCAGGUGGAACAACCAUAUAUGGGCUUCACACGCUGGAACAAGGCAGUGUGAGGGCGUCAACCAUGAGUGCUGUGGAGUCCGCCACCGAGAGAGCCAGGGAACUCGGCCGAAAGUCAACAGCAGGGAGCAGAAAGUGAUGAACAAAUUUGCCUUUAAGAACUACUCAUUAGACUUUUAACUUGAUAAAUACCCAACAUGGAAACAUGGAACUCCUUUUUUUUUCUCCUCUUCUCAUCACACUCAAAAACACAAACAAGUUGUCCCUUUUUAAAUCACAUUUUCUCAUCUUCUUUCAGUCCCUGUAAGCUAAAAGUCAACAUUGGCUUAAUCCUAAAAUUGAUUCUGACAGUAUAUUAUUAGACCAUGACUUCUGUUUUUACAUGCACUCAAAUAACCCUGUCUUUUUGGAUUUGGAUGCAAGUAAGGUACAACCCAAAUUUGAUUGUACCAGUAUUUGUUGAUAUAUUCUCAUAACGAAAUGCUGAAUAAAUCCAACUUGUCACAUUUACUAAAAGUCAUGUGAGACUCGAAGGCUGAAGGAGAGGCUAAGCGAGUAGAACAAAGCUGUUAUGCAGACCAUAUUGUUCAUCAUCACUACAGAAGCCCCUGUUAUGAACAUCUUCAUUGCUGUACUGCCUUACUGCUCUUGAUUGGAUUGUAAUGUAGAGUCAGUGGAUCAUUUUAAUCUUUUAAAUUAUUAUUAUUGUAUUUAAUAUUUGUUUGGAUAAAGCAUACGUCUAAAUUUUAGGAUAAGAGUAAUCACAUUUGUGUGGCUCCAAUACAAUAAUAGUGUCCCAAGUAUAGCUACUGUAUGGUUGUGUAUAACAUGGUGUAUUGAAAAAAAAAUAGUUCUAAUUUAAAAAUAAGUAUCAAUUUUCAUAAAGUGUCAUGUUAACAGGUUCUCUGUUCCUUAUUUUUCUGUUAGUUUUGGAGUCUUGAAAUCAGCUAUUAGCUGACAGCUCAGACUUAAUUUUUGACCUUCAAAACAAAAGAUAACAAGCCACUGCAACGAUGAGUCAGUUAGCCUAAUAAGAAACAUUAAUAGGCAGCCAUAUGGAUAAAUCAUUUAAGAUAAAUUCGAUAAAUUCUUGUUUUAAUUUGUUUUGGGAAAUUAUACACUGAAUAUUGUUAGAUCUGAAGUCAGUGGUCAGCCAAGAAUCUGACUGACAAUGUAUUUCCCUUUGACUGCGGCCUGAUCCACAAAGCAUGUGCUGUGGGUGUAGAAGAGGGUGGACGAGCUGCUGCGUCUUAGGCCACAUGAAGAGGCCCACCUCUUCCUGCUCCAGGAGAGGUGGGCCUCAGUUGGGAAUUCCUCUGAAAAAGCUUGAGUUUGCGUUUGGGGAGGAAGGGUCUGGUCUCUUUAUAGACUGCAGCCCAGACCUGUGUACACAUUAAAAAAUGAAUGUGUGUGUGUGUGUGUGUGUGUGUGUGUGUAUGGAUGGAUGGACAAAGUCAUGAGUUCACUGAUAACAAAAGGCACCAUAAAACUCUAAUUGUAAUCUUGAAAAAUAAAUUUCCAGACAAGUCCAUUUAGUACCUU
This is a messenger RNA of Pelmatolapia mariae (spotted tilapia), 3062 nucleotides long. It is a transcript of the gene pycr3, whose product is annotated as pyrroline-5-carboxylate reductase 3. Gene Ontology annotation, molecular function: pyrroline-5-carboxylate reductase activity. Bases 346 to 1659 code for a protein of 437 amino acids. Lineage: Eukaryota; Metazoa; Chordata; Actinopteri; Cichliformes; Cichlidae. The record is from RefSeq and is a predicted model, not a curated record. Gene Ontology annotation, biological process: L-proline biosynthetic process. The transcript has 7 exons.